GCAUUUGCCGUACUCAGCGUCACCCACUUCAAUAUGGUGGCUAGCAUUAAUCUUCUGCUAAGUUACGAUAUCAGACGGUAGUUAGCAAGCUUAGUGACCAAGUUAGCAAUUACAAAGCAAGGGCUCUUAAGACAACGUAUUUGGAGAUACCAAAAACCAAUGUAAUGAGGGGAUAUACGUCUGGAAAAGCUAUGGCUGGACCCAGGCCCGUGGUGCUGAGCGGCCCAUCCGGGGCGGGCAAGAGCACCCUCCUCAAGAGGCUCAUGAAGGAGUACGAGGGCAUCUUCGGCUUCAGCGUGUCGCAUACAACGAGGAACCCUCGUCCUGGGGAAGAGCACGGCAAAGAUUACCAUUACGUCACGAGGGAAGCCAUGCAGGCCGCGAUCGACCGGGGGGAGUUCAUCGAGAACGCCGAGUUUUCGGGAAACAUGUACGGCACGAGCAAAGCUGCCGUCCAGGCCGUGCAGGCCAGGAACCUCAUCUGCAUCCUGGACAUUGACAUGCAGGGCGUGAAGAACAUCAAGAGGACCGACCUCAACCCCAUCUACGUCUCCAUCCAGCCUCCGUCCAUGAACAUCCUGGAAAAUCGUUUGAGGGACAGAAAAACGGAGUCUGAGGACAGCCUUCAGAAGCGUUUGGAAGCGGCUCACGUGGACAUGAAACUGAGCAAGGAGCCCGGUGUUUUUGAUGUUGUUAUCGUCAACGAUAACCUGGAGGAAGCCUAUGCCAAACUUCGGGAUUCCCUACUGGAGGAAAUCAAGCAAGUCGAGAAGAACAACAUGCCCUCUUAAGGUUUGAGAAGCCUGACAGCUCACCCCCACCUCAGUCCACUCACACUGUAUGGUAGACUCCCCAUUCCAGUCCAGAACAUUCCGACAUGUAAACCCCGGACAACAUUGCUCACUCAAACGCAGAUGUUCAAUGCUGUGUUUUAGAUAGCUUAGAACACCUUCGCCCUCCUCUUCUUUUGUGUGUCUGGUGUCAGGUUAGAAGACUGUUGUGACAGAAGGAUCCACGGUGCAUGUUACACAUUCAUUUUAUUAUGUUCACCAUAAAGGAGGGAGUGACAGCACAGGAAAGACUGCCUUGUUUCUGAUUAGGAGUCCUUAUAGCAGCCUAUUGUAAUCUUUAUUAAUCUCUGAUGAAGAGGAACCAGUCUAGCUGGUAAGCAACACUCCCACAGGCCUUGUAAAAAAAAUAAAAUACAAAAUAAAUAUAUAUAUAUAUUCAUGGUGGGGUUGCAGUUCUAUAAACUUAAAAUUGUCUGAUUAUCUUAAAUGUAGGAAGCUAUAGCUCUCCCGCUUGCAUAUCUCAAUAUAUCUAAUCAUCUCCGCUAUCCCGCCACAUAACUUGUGUGUUGCGUGCACAGUAAGGUACCGUUCCACGGUAUCAGUGCCAGACAAGUGCACAUUCAAGGAUUCCUGGCUGGAAGAAGAAAAUGUUGAUUUGUAAAGAUGUCAGCAAUGCGCGCAUUGCCGGAAAUAAUUUCCGCAAAUAAUCAAUGAAACUGUAGUCAAUGGGCGAGGCAGCAUUUAAAAAUGUUCCUACACAGAUAUGAUGAGGCUUGUUUUUCGAACCAAGGAAACUCCUGUGCAUCUUGGAUGGUUUUAACAUGACAUGCUCCAGCAGUACGAAAUUGCGUUCAGCAUCGAUACAGCAGCAUAUGUUGAUAUCUGGGUUGUGUCAUUAUCAAACUGUUGAAGAUGCACAAAAGUUCCACUGCUUUCAGUCACACGAGUAUCAUGUAAUAUCUGGACAGUGGCCACUUUAAUGGUAUCAGACCUACAGACAUAAGUCACUACAUACAAGACUUUCUAAAUGGGAGAUGACAACUAUAUCCAAUUCAUGCUCUAAUACAUUUACUUUAUUUAGCUGACUCUUUUAUCCAGAGCGAUUUACAGUAAGUACAGGGACAUUCCCCCGAGGCAAGUAGGGUGAAGUGCCUUGCCCAAGGACACAACUUCAUUUGGCACGGCCGGGAAUCGAACUGGGGACCUUCAGAUUACUAGCCCGAUUCCAUAACCGCUCAGCCAUCUCCCUCCAUUAUACAUGCUGUGUUGAGUCCGUGAAUUUGAGAAAAUGGGUAAUUGAAAGUCACAGAAAAGUCAAUUUGAUGUUUAACAAGGGAUCCCUGAAUAAGAGUUGAAAAGGUAAUCAGAGGUGGUUGGUUGAUAAAGGCACUGCUGUUUUCUUAAGUUUGACUACAUCCUGUUCUAUUUAUUACUAUUUGGUUGAUGAAGGAGAACUUAUUGUGGAGAGGCUUUAAUCAGAUUAAUGCUUUAUCAGCUACUGUCAAAACCGGUUCCAUUAUCAAAGCCAGGAACAAAUAGAAGGAGAAAGUUUUUUUGAUGCUAUUUUGAUGCUAACCUCCGGUUACUUUUAAAAAAGGGACUUUUGAGUCUCAUGCAUUUCUGUUGUGUGUACAUAGGGCAGCUAACAACCACAAAGUCAGGUUUGGAUUACAGCACACUCAAGCUAACCAAUAACAAUGUAGUUCUGGACACAGAUUUUCAUUAUAAAUGUCAACUGAUCUCAGGAACUAUCUGCUGUGUACUGCUUGUUAAUCAGAUGGCUGACUUACUACCAUCAGCUAGCACUUAACAUUACAGUUCAUCAGCAUUCAGCAACACAACAAAUAUAAAUAAGAAUUGCAUUUUGACCUACCCAUUAAAACACUCAGCACUUGGUAUCUUCAUGUUACCAACAAAGAAUUUGGAGGUAUUUGUUUUGGAAUUAUCGUUGAUGAUUUAACGCUAAGUAUUUUGUGACAAAACAAUUAUACCAAUAUUACCCAAUCUCGAUUCACAUUGUGAACAUCUGAUAGCAAGGUUUAUAAUCAUGAUCAAAAUCAAUUUUUUUAGACCAUAUCUGAACUUGUGAAUGGCGUCAAAAUGUCUAUUCUUUUUCUUGACAGAUUUAUAUUGUACAUUUGUAAAUCUUUUAUAUUGCAUGUUGUUUUGUUACAUAUUUCUUUUACAGUCCGAUCAGUAAUUUAUAAUGAUGCCUCGUAAGCCUCCCUUGUUGUAAAUCAGCAGUGUGUCGGUCCUGUAUCUCAUUCAAGGAUCGUGGAAGUUAAAGACAUCCCUUUGGAAACAAGCACACAAAUCAUCCACUUUACUUGAAACAAGCAAUUUGAAUUCCAAAAAGAUUUCAUGUCCAUGUUGGAAGUUUACACACAGGAUUUGUUGUCCCAGCUUUUUAUCUGUGUAUGUAGCUUGGUAUGUUUAACAAAGUAAUUGUUGAAAGCCUUAAAUUAACUAAAUUAUUAACAGUCAACUGAUGUAUUUGCUCUGAUUUGUAUUGCUUUAACAACAUAAAGGAAUAAUCUUUGCAAAUGUUCUAAGAUGUCUAGAGAUGCAUGUCAACUGCUGUAUUUGCUCUUCCUCCUAAAUGUAUCUCGUUCCUUGCUCAAAAUGUUUACUUUAACAACACAACUAAACAUUGUAUAUGUUCUAAGGUGUCUAGAGAUGCAUGUUUGCUUGGUUCCAAUAUUUAAAAUGUACACUGCUUUUAGAAACAAGGCAUUGUUGGAUAUGUAAGUCAUAGAAAGCAAUGUGUGUAUUUUACAAAUGUAAUAAAUUUAAACAAGUG
Hypomesus transpacificus is the source of this 3591-nucleotide messenger RNA. It is a transcript of the gene guk1a, whose product is annotated as guanylate kinase 1a. Lineage: Eukaryota; Metazoa; Chordata; Actinopteri; Osmeriformes; Osmeridae. Bases 165 to 791 code for a protein of 208 amino acids. The transcript is spliced from 7 exons. Gene Ontology annotation, molecular function: GMP kinase activity. Gene Ontology annotation, biological process: purine nucleotide metabolic process. Gene Ontology annotation, cellular component: cytosol. The record is from RefSeq and is a predicted model, not a curated record.